Ciona intestinalis (vase tunicate) is the source of this 1873-nucleotide messenger RNA. Lineage: Eukaryota; Metazoa; Chordata; Ascidiacea; Phlebobranchia; Cionidae. The record is from RefSeq and is a predicted model, not a curated record.
UUUUAAUUUGUGACUUGCGGUUCUUUCGCCUGAAACGCCACUUCAAUAUUUUCAAGUGAGCGGCUAUGAAAGCAAUUUUAAAGUCUCUUGCGAUGUGAUAUAUGUUUACAUGAUUCUGUUAAUAUAAUGUUGUACAGUAACCUAUGCCAUGUGUCGGACAGGAUACUUUUUGGCGUGCACUGCACACUAUGGCCGAUUUAGCCAGCACUAGUCGUCAUGAAAAGUCGUUAGGUCUUUUAACAACCAAAUUUGUGCAUUUGCUGAAAAACGCACAAAAUGGGGUUUUGGACUUGAAAAUGGCUGCAGACGAACUGGCUGUGCGACAAAAACGGAGGAUCUAUGACAUCACAAACGUCCUUGAAGGAAUUGGACUUAUUGAAAAACGCUCAAAAAACAGUAUCCAGUGGAAAGGAGCUGGGCCUGAGUGCAAUGACGGGGACAUAGCCGAAAAAAUUAACAUUUUACGGCAAGAAAUACAAUCGCUUGAACAAACUGAGCUAGACCUGGAUCGGCAGAAGACUGGCGUACAUCAGAGCCUACGUAAUGUCACUGACGAUGUGGAUAAUAACAAACUUGCAUAUGUAACACAUGAGGACUUGUGUCGUUGUUUUCCAGGAGAUACACUGCUUGCAAUACAAGCACCAUCUGGAACCCAACUAGAAGUUCCUAUACCAGAAAUGGCUGACCCAAAUAAAAGAUACCAAGUUCACCUUAAAUCUACCUCUGGCCCUGUAUCCGUUCUAUUAGUCAACAAAGACACAAGUAGUCCUGCUGUGGUGGUACCUGUACCCCCUCCACCCCAAGCUGAAACAGCUAAACCAACAGAGUUGCCUCUACCAAGCAUGCAAACUGACACUAACUUUUUAGAUGAUUUCCCAUGCAGUGAUACAUUCGAGCCACUGCUCAGUCUUUCCCCACUACCUUCAGACCAAGACUAUUACUUCAACUUAGAUAUGAGUGAGGGUGCGUGCGACCUUUUUGACAUUUCGCUGCCGUAAUUUCUUCUUUUGUAAUAUCAGCUUUUUGUUGCAACCAGCAUGUGAGGUACAAUGUUCAUUGUACAUGACUUUCAAUUCAAUAUUUUCACCAGUACCCAUGUUUUUAGUGGGAUUAUCUAUGUUGUGUGGCAUCAAUAGUUAUGUAUACAUGCUUCUAUUCUCUGUGGGUAAAGUCCUUAUUAAAUUUAGGCCAGAUGUCCCACAUUACCCUAAAUAUAUACCUUAUUUUACAUGUUGUCCUUAUUUGUAAAUUUUAACUAUCAUAAUUAAUUUUACCCAUUUUUCAACAAAGUUUUAUAAAAAUUGGCUUAUUUGGUUAUUUUUCGUAUAACCAGCUCAAAUUUUAGCAUAAUUUUAUUUCAAAUUUGUCAACAAAAUUUAUUUUAAAGUGUUAAUGCACGUUUGUUACUGGUGUAUCAUAGUAAAACAUUAGUUUAAUUAUUGUAUUUAAGUAAUUUUACCCUAGAUUUUUAGCAUCAUUUUAAGCUAAGCAGGUUCUGCUUUAUUUACUCUAAAAUGCUUUUUUCUUGUUUGUAUUUUUAUUUCCCACGUAGCUACACUGAUUAGCAUAUAGCCCACCCACACUUUAGGCAUUGGUAUUUGUGCGUGUCUGCCAGAUUGUAAAGAAUGCUCUUAGCAGAGAGAAAAUUAUUUAAAAAAAAAACACAUCGCAAAAAAUUGUUUAAGACAAAAAAAAAACAGAGCAAAAAAGUUGUGUAAAUCUUUCCUUUGCACAAAAAGCAAACUUUACAAUCUGGUAUGUCUGUCUACAUUAGAUUAUUUUCCUUAUAAUGUGUUCUUGGGCAUAAAAGCCAUUUUAAUUAUGACUUCAUUUUCUACAUUCACUGCCAUUUAAACAAUAUCGUACAUUGUAG